Molecule: messenger RNA, 3016 nt
Organism: Prorocentrum cordatum
Lineage: Eukaryota; Dinophyceae; Prorocentrales; Prorocentraceae
Source: the annotation of a GenBank genome assembly
UCUUCCUCCACCUCCUCCUCUUCGCCUCUUCCCCCUUCUCUUCGCCUCUUCCCCUUUAUCUCCGACAUCUCCUUUCCCCCCCUUGCGAAGGCACUGCUCAUGGAGGUCCAGACGAUACGUGACGCCAUAGCAGACCUCCGGCUCGCUCUGUUCCGGGCGCAGAGCGAGCCCGCGACUCCGGAGUCGAAAGCUCGGGAGCCUCUGGAGCUGGAUCCGGUCUGAUCACUUCCUUUUGGACCUCGCCCCUCCUAGGGCUGCGGCGCGGACUCGGGUCACAGUAAGACGGGCGGUGCGGUUUGGGCGGCCACACCUCUGGGCCGCAGCAUGCCGACUAGUUGAUGUGGGCCACAUGUUGUGGCCUGCUCUUUCAAUUUCAUUUGGAACCCUGGAGAGGGCGGCACAUGGCGGCGUAGAUGGCGGAGUAUGAUUGUGGGGGGGUGGAGGGCGAUCGUAAUAUUACGAAGGCUUGAAGAUUGGUAGUCAGAUGCCACGGCUUGCAAGUGCAUGUAUCGUCGGAAGCUCGAAAGGGCGAGAAUGUUAAAAAAUGCUUCAUGCGCGUAAGGACAAACAAUGGUUUUGUCCUCUCCGGGUUCUUGCAAAUUGUGCCAAAGACUGCGCCACACACUCUGACAGAGAGGUCUCGCACGGCCCAACCCGCAGGCUGCAUUGCUGUAAAUCAGGCACAAGAGUUCCGAGUGGUAAGGGAAGAGGGGCGAUCCUGUGGGAGAGUGCUUACAUAGGGUCCACGGGCUACAGAUGUUUACGCGAUCUGCAGAGGCAGCAGCAAUUGCUUGCAGUUGUCGCUCGCGUCUCACGAGCGGGCCAGCGCUUGGGAAUCGUCAAUAUGAAAGGCCAUGAGCUUCUCCGGCGCCAAUAUUCCACCACUCCGGCACCAAUACUCCCCACCACUCCGGCGCCAAUACUCCACCCUCCGGCGCCAAUACUCCACCAGCAGUCGAGCAUGCCGGAGGUAAUGUUGGGCGGAGUGGCGAGAUGGUGCUCGACCAGCUGCAGUCAGGCAGCUAUGUAUGGAUAUUCCCGUGAGGCACAGGACAGCACGUUUUCUUUCUCAUAUUUGUUAUCGCAUCUCCCCUUGCAUCAUCCUGGUCGUGUAUGCCGUGUACUUCUCAUUACUUGUGCAGUGUACCUUGCCACGGUCGGGUCCUCUAUGGGAUACGGAUGGGGGGUCAAGCAUUCGGAUUGGAAUUCUCUCCAGCACCAUCUGCACGGGAAUGGGCCGCAGGGGAAGGGGAAGGGCAAGGGCAAGGCAGGAAAGGGGUACGACGACACCACACGGAAACUCACCUUCGAGGAACAGAUCGCACAGGCAUUACCACAGGCUGCCAAAUUGCACAUGCAGCCAAUACUAGUACAGGAGGACUGGGAGACUCAGGUAGUGGCGUGGCAGACGUUGGGGCCGAAGGAUGGCGUGGCCAUUGUACCCAAAGACGCUCUGCCCGAAGUGCUUCGCAACGUAGGCUACUCAGCUAAUAAGCCCACAGUGGCGGUACUUAUACAAGACCCAGAUGAACUGGGAAUACGGGGGUAUCCACGAACAUACAUUUCUUGCAGGGUACGGGUUACUACAGAGGGUGGGGAAACUGCGGACACAACGGUGCAGCGCUAUCUAGUGCAGUUGGGGUUUGGCGAGCAGGCCUCGAUGAAAGGAAUUGGGAUGGAGAUCGCGGUGACGAAGCAGAUGGUGCCGAUGACAGCCAAAUUCUUCCUACGGUUGGGCUGGCAGGAGGGUCAGAUACUUGCGGCAUUCCUCAUCGAGCACGUCGGGACGUACGUUGAGCGUGAAUCCGUGGAGGAUGUACAGUCACGAUGCAACGGCACUGUUACGUUCCAGUGCCAUGCGAUGUGCGUGGACGCUCUGCUCCGCGCCAGCGGCAAGGAUGGAGCAUUCUUCAAGAAGCGGGAUUGUGAACCCCUGGAACCCCUGUGGCUCUCCGACCAGACGCCUCUGAGGGAGGCAUUGCGUCUGUAUGGUCUACCCGCGGCGCUUGGCCUGGCUGAGAAGGGGAAAAUGGACGGCUAGCUCUGCGUUUUGCCGACGAGGACACUUUGGCCAAGUUUGCAAAUGCGAACAAGCUCCCCUUCACGGCAGGCCUGGGGCGAUGAAAGGUCACGGGCGUGCCCGUUUCAGCUGGCAGCGCCAGAUUGUUUGAAUUGUUGACCACGUUGCAAUGGCACGUAACCCAGAUUGCAUAUUUCUAUGAGAAACGGGCGUUGCUCCUAGCCAAGAAGGUGGGCAAGCAGGUCCCAGCCCAUUUUGUGGACGACGGGCAGCCCAUGGUGGCUCGCUUCAAGGCGCUCAAUGCGUUGGCGCGUGAAACUGCGAAGGCAUCGUCCCAGGCAGCGGCUUCCUCAAGCGCGGCGGAGCCGUCCACUCCACCGACAAGCGCGCAGAAACAGCUGGCCCUCUUCGCAGCGGCCAAGGGCAAAGCCCAGGCCAAGGCUGAUUCAGGGGGGGAGCUGCCAAGCGUCCAGAGGUCUCCCGCACGGGACAGACGCUCGACAGGAAGCAGCAGAAGGUGGUAGAAGCGGCGUUGCUGGAUGAUGAAACGUGACUAUCCGACAGCCGACGGGGAACAUGCACGACCACGGCUGUGCCGCUGGUUGCGGCUUCCUGUGGUGGGGUCAGCAUUUUGACGAUCCUACCAGGACACAUGCAUUCAACAUGUCUUCAAGCCUUCCGAUGGGCGGCCAAAUUGGGGCAUGCUGGCCUUUCUCUACUUUGAAAUUUCUCCACCGCGUGUGUCGGACCUGUGCGUCCAUUCUGGCCCACUGUUAGUUACUGGAAACGUGAUGUGAUGAUGUGCUCUUUCGUCCGGCACUGCUGCCGACCACCGAACUCACCGAAAUUCUUUACGCUUCGCGUAUCCCCACCAGCCCAUCUCACAACAACAACUCUUGCGAAGCAUGCCGGCAGUCGUGUUUUUCAGGCGUGUGUCCGCUUGGCCCCGCAUAUCUCCCCUGUUCUUCCUUCCUCCCGCCUCUUUGUACAUCCUCC